ACUCGAGUCUCGAGUUUAUGUUCUUACGGUUGGUUGUAUAACAAUCGACCACAAAGUUAAAAACUACUAGAUUGUUAAGUAUCUUCCAACCUAUUAUAGGCUUAGGUUCAAGUUCAAAAUUUUUGGAUCUGCCAAAUAGUCAAUGUUAUCUAUCAGAAUAGUUUGUUAUAUUUAUAUGAAAUUAUCAGUAAUGAGUGAUUGCUUUAGGUUGAAGGGGGUUUGGUGAAGAACAAAAGAAGCAAAAACAAUGGCUACCGCAUCACAAAUUGUAGCGAAAUUGAAUCUGAAGCCACAUCCCGAAGGCGGUUUUUACUCUGAAACCUUCAGGGACUACUCCGUACAUCUCUCCAAAUCUCAACUCCCAUCCGAGUACAAAGUUGAUCGAGAGGUCAGUACUUGUAUUUACUUUUUGAUGCCGUCUGGAUGUGUUUCUGCUCUUCAUCGUAUACCAUGUGCUGAGACUUGGCAUUUUUACUUGGGAGAACCUCUCACGGUUCUAGAGUUGAAUGAAAAGGAUGGUCGAGUCAAAUUGACUUGUCUUGGGUCUGAUCUCAUAGGAGAUAAUCAAUUACCUCAGUAUACUGUGCCUCCUAAUGUUUGGUUUGGUGCUUUUCCAACCAAAGAUUUCAAUAUUUCUGCCGAUGGAACUCUGACCAAAGCUGCACCAAGGGACUCUGAGAAUCACUACUCGCUUGUGGGCUGCAGCUGUGCACCUGCUUUCCAGUUUGAGGACUUUGAGUUAGCAAAACGCUCUGAUCUUGUUUCACGUUUUCCCGAUAGUGAAGCAUUUGUCUCGUUGCUGACACCAGGUGCCUGAUUCAACUGAAGAAUACCGUACCCUUUUUCUGGAAAUCAUAGCUUAGAUUCUGAUUAUGGGGAGAUGUGGAUUGUAUGAUGUGAUUUUGGUCUCUGUUUAUUUUAAUAUCACAGUGUAGUUGAAGCUUUCCGUCAGUGGAUUUUGUUCUAUUGGAACCUCUUAUGGCUUACUGAAGAUAAUAAUAAUGAAUAAGGCUCUUUUUUACUA
Cucumis melo (muskmelon) is the source of this 1024-nucleotide messenger RNA. RefSeq lists its product as uncharacterized. Gene Ontology annotation, cellular component: intracellular anatomical structure. Bases 248 to 817 code for a protein of 189 amino acids. The transcript is spliced from 3 exons. Lineage: Eukaryota; Viridiplantae; Streptophyta; Magnoliopsida; Cucurbitales; Cucurbitaceae. The record is from RefSeq and is a predicted model, not a curated record.